CUCACCGAUGCCUGGUCUCUGAACGCAUACGCUGACUCUAUGUUCUCGCAAUAAUGUCGCUGCAGAAAGACAAAUACUACUGGGCCCAGCUACGCGCCGCCCUGACAGCCGGAUCGUGGGGCGCGACCUUUCCUGCAAAAUCGCCUCGGGGCGAGGCGCUGUCAUGGUCCGAGCUCCUCAGGAAGUUCAAGAAGCAUUGCCGGGGGUACGACGGCUAUGAAGAGGUCUUCGAAGUGGCCAGCCAGACGCAGGCCUUGGCGCUGUUGGUUGCGGCGGGAACCGAUCUUAGCGAGGAUGGGUUAGAUGGGGAUGCUGAGGGCUUGUAUCUCGGCGACGAAUGUGUGCUUGCGGAGGAGAGGAGGGAGGAGGCUCGCACCAGUUAUGACGUGCUCAAAAACCUGAACGGAACAAAGAGCGAUUCCGUGAAGGUCUUGUUAGCCUACUAUGCGUACGCUCUAUCCAGACCCUCUGAAUGCCUUCAGUACCUUUCGGAAGCCUCGACCCUUGCGAACGGGGACAUGCACCUGCCCCAGUCGUCUUCAUCCGCUACCAACGUCGGGACCCAGCGAUCCACGAUCACGGCAUCUACACUCGCCGUUCCAGGCCAACCUUCGUCCACGCGUAGCGAGACGCCUUCGUCUUCGCGCACGACCACCAGCUGGGUCUCCCAUCCAGACCCGACGUCUCAAGUAUCACCCUAUAUUGCCGAUGGGCGCUCUUGGAUUCAAGUCGAGGUUAUCCGGAGUAUAUGCUUGGAGGGCAUGUCCAACGAAAAGCUUACUCAGGGAACAUCACCAUCCACCACGGCCCUCCAGUCAUACAUGAAAGCCCUACCGAUAAUAUCCUCCACAGUAAACGAUCUCCCCCGUCCGUACCCUGCACCAUCAGUCGCUUCAGUGCCUUCCGGCCCAGGAAAACUGGAUUUUGCCUCUUUCAUCAAAUACCGCGAGCUGUGGCGGUGGACGGAACGUCUCCUCUGGCGUGCCAUCGUCCUCGUCUCUCUUCUUCUAAGCCAGCCAACGGCGGACGAUACUUCGGAGCAAGACCGAUUAUGGACUCUACUGCAGCAGUAUCAGCAAUGCGCCUCGCACUGGCCGCCGACGUUCCGCCCUUUGCAUAGAUCCACCAUAUAUACCCUACACAUCCGUGCCUUGAUUCUCGCUGCCCCUUCGACAUCACUCAACGCACCCUUCAAUAGCGUGCCGACGCCGAAAACCCCAGCGUGGCUACCCCGCGCACGCUCCGUGAUACAGGAGUACAGGGCCGUGCUGGACGUGUCCACCACGUUCCCGAAGGCGGGGGAGAAGAACACAAAAGUAGAGGAGCUCGUCGAUCUGUCCGUGGCCGUCUGGGAAGCGAGCGGCGGUGUCGGAGAGUACGCUGGAUGGGUCAUCGACAUCCUAUGGUGGGCGACCCGCCUCACCUUCAACUCGCACCGCAUAUACCGGCACAUGUCGCGCCUGCUGUACGCCGCGGGCGACGUGGACCUUGCGCGGCGCUUUCUCGGGCUCUACGCUCAGGUCGUCUCCAAGGCGCGCGAGACGAUCGCGGCGGAGGAGCAGCAGAAGAACGAGGACAUCGCGCAUGGCGUGCACGAAAUCGGCGUUCAAGGCGUGGAGGCGCGCGACCCGCACGAUAAAUCCCCGAAGGUGGAGAUGGACCUGGACGGCGACAACGACGAGGACUGGGUGCGGACGCUCGUCGCUGGGGCACGGAUGCUGUGUCGGCUGGCGGAAGAGAAGGGGAGGGGGCGGCUUGUCGGUGGGGGAGCGGGCGUGGGUGGCGACGGGCGUCAGGAGGUGCGAGAGGCGGCGCGGUACAUCGCGAAGGCGAGGGAAACGUUGAACGCGAAAGAGGACGAAUCAGAGCUGUGGAAAGAGCUGCGGGCAAGUGUGGAUCUGGCUGAAGGCGUUUGCGAAGCCGUCUCCGCUAAUAAAGAAAACGAUCCCGGUGUUCGAGGGGACCGUCUCGCUCGCUCACGGGCCCUCCUGGAGUCGUCGGUCUUGACCCACCCUACAGCGACGGCUCAUCAUCACCUCGCGCUCGCGCUGUCGCGGCCCGCGCCAUCACUCGACUUCGCCCGAGCUAUCGAGCACGCACGCGUUGCAGUGGAAGAGGACCCCGGAGAGAUCCGACACUGGCACUUGCUCGGAUUGCUGCUGACGGCAACUGGCGACUGGAGAGGCGCGAAAGGCGUACUGGAGGUGGGUAGCGGCAUCGGCGAGCCAGAUACGGACGACGCAAACGGUGAAGAGAUCGUCACCAACGGGGACACGAGCACCAUCGUCGCGCACGACUUCUCCGGCGCUGGCGUCCUGUAUCCGAAUGGCUCGUCGAAUGGCGAAGUGACGCCGACGGCACCCACUCCGACCGCCACAACCGUCCCCGGUCCAGAGUCAUUACCACCCGCACCGGGACAUCGUUUGUCCCUCUUGCUCGAUUAUAAGAGCUUUUCUGUACCUCCUGCAUCCUCUCUCCUUCCACCACGGCCAGAUAGACCCCGGCCAUCACGCCAACAAUGCUUCGAGUACGCACUGCAGCUCCGCAUGACACAGCUUGCGCUAUCCGAACACGUCGAAGGGCCUGAAGGCGCCGAGCCCAAAUCCGUGGAGGUUUUUGCAUGGGUGGCGGAGCACAACACGGGAGGCACCAGCUCGAACGCGGGAAGCGAGGCCGGCGGCAGGAGGGCUCCCGGGGGCGAAUCCCGCGACGGCCAUGGCGGGUCGCAGCAGAGCUAUUCCAACUCGCCCGCGCUGGGCCCUCGCCGAUCGGUUGACAUGGAUCAGAUCAACCACACCACGCCUCUGUCCCUUUCACCGGCCGCACAGCCGGUUCCGAUACCCAUCACGGUCAGCCCCGCCUCCCCUGACUCCCAUACCGACGUGUUCCCGUUCAACCUCCGAGAACAGUCGUCGCUGAGUAGCGUCACCGAGUCCGUUUCUGACAAAACUGUGGACGGAGGUGGAGGCGUGGGCUCAAGGGGCAAGAAGGUGCAGAGGAUGUUAAAGCAGAGGGUGAACAAAGGCCAGGAGAGGAUCACGACGAUAUCUCGGAAGAUCGGCAGCGGAGUGGUCAGGAACGGAAGUGUGAGGCUGAGGAGGACACUCUCUGCCCCAAACUUCACGGAGCAAAAUGGCCAUCGCUUCCAGGCAUCCUCCAUACACUCGCGACGCUACUUCGCGCCGUCGAUCCUGCAGCAAGAUCCAUCGCACACUGACUUACCCCUACCGCACAACCCAUCCCCGAUACCACCUUUGCAAACAGCGACCAAGCCCAACGACCGCGGGGCCAGGAAUCGCCGCCUGCUCUCGGACCUAUGGCUCAUGUCGGCAGCGACAUUCCGGAGGCUCAGCAAAAUCGAGCAGGCAAGGGGAGCGAUACAGGAGGCAGAAGUUCAGGACGAGAACAACCCGGCGGUGUGGGUUCAGCUGGGAUUGUAUUAUAUCGCCCUGGGAAGCGAGCGGCGCGCGAAAGAAGCGUUCGGAAAGGCGCUCUUCAUCUCGCCUGACGACGUUUCCGCCAUCGUUCACCUCUGCCGAUUGUACCUUACGUCUGCCGAACGAUCCUCGUCCUUAUCUUCGAAGCCGCCCGCUGCCGACGACGUCGACCUGGCAGCAGGCAUGCUUUCCGAACUGACUCGAGGACCCGGUUGGGAUAUCGCGGAGGCAUGGUACUUCCUCGCCAAAGCAUACGGGAUGCAGGGUCGCAAGGACCGCGAACGCGAGUGUCUGGCGUACGCGCUGGGCCUUUCGGAACACAGGGCAGUGAGGGAUAUGGGGACGGCUGUGGGGUGGUGUCUAUAG
This is a messenger RNA of Punctularia strigosozonata HHB-11173 SS5, 3803 nucleotides long. RefSeq lists its product as uncharacterized. Gene Ontology annotation, molecular function: protein binding. The record is from RefSeq and is a predicted model, not a curated record. Bases 54 to 3803 code for a protein of 1249 amino acids. The transcript is spliced from 7 exons. NCBI's taxonomy places the organism in Eukaryota, Fungi, Basidiomycota, Agaricomycetes, Corticiales, Punctulariaceae.